AUGCGGGCACUGCCUCCCGAGCCACACCCCGGUGCCGGCGACUCCGACCCUGAUCCCGACCCCAACCCUUGUGCCGCCCCCAUCUCCAACCCCAACCCCAACCCAUGUGCCACGCCCUCCGACCCCAUCUCCGACUCCGACCCUAACCCCAGCUCCAUCUCCGUCUCCGACUCCGACCCCGACCCCGACCCUGACCCCAACCCCAACCCCAACCCCUGUGCCACGCCCUCCGAUCCCAUCUCCAACUCCGACCCCGACCCCGACGCCGACCUCAACCCCAACUCCUGUGCCACGCCCUCCAACCCCGUCACCCAAGCCCUGCUCUCCAACCCCAACCACAACCCCGGUGCCGCCGACCCCGACCCCUGUGCCACGCCCUCCGACUCCGACCACAAUCCCAACCCCAUCUGCGACUCUGACCCCGAAUCCGACACCUACCCCGACCCCAACCCCAACCCUAACCCCAUCUCCGUCUCUGACUUCGACCCCGACCCCAACCCCAACCCCUGUGCCACGCCCUCCAACCUAGUCACCCACGCCCUCUAA
This is a messenger RNA of Salvia splendens (bonfire salvia), 546 nucleotides long. RefSeq names its product circumsporozoite protein-like. The record is from RefSeq and is a predicted model, not a curated record. The coding region runs from base 1 to 546 and encodes 181 amino acids. NCBI's taxonomy places the organism in Eukaryota, Viridiplantae, Streptophyta, Magnoliopsida, Lamiales, Lamiaceae. The transcript has a single exon.